Messenger RNA from Chelmon rostratus (copperband butterflyfish), 1026 nucleotides. RefSeq names its product v-Ki-ras2 Kirsten rat sarcoma viral oncogene homolog (gene kras). Gene Ontology annotation, cellular component: plasma membrane. Lineage: Eukaryota; Metazoa; Chordata; Actinopteri; Chaetodontiformes; Chaetodontidae. Gene Ontology annotation, biological process: Ras protein signal transduction. The transcript is spliced from 6 exons. Bases 247 to 816 code for a protein of 189 amino acids. The record is from RefSeq and is a predicted model, not a curated record. Gene Ontology annotation, molecular function: GTPase activity; GTP binding; GDP binding.
UUAAAGGAGGCCAACCUGAAACAGCUAGGCCGGACGCUGGAUCAAAUGGAAAGUUCAAUCGAUUAAUUUGCCCACUAUUUUUUGCAUGUUCCCGCUUGCUUCUGGAAAACGACGGAGACCGACUUAAAUGCGGGCGUUUCGGCGUGAAAUAGGAAAUGCAGAGAUCGUGUGAAACGAGGGGAUUAGCAGCUUGACUUAUUUGGUCGCUACUUCGGACGCGGAACUCCACUCGCUAAAAGGUGAAUCAUGACAGAAUAUAAGCUGGUAGUGGUGGGAGCUGGUGGCGUUGGCAAGAGCGCACUUACUAUUCAGCUCAUCCAGAAUCACUUUGUGGAUGAAUAUGACCCCACCAUUGAGGACUCCUAUAGAAAGCAGGUCGUGAUCGACGGGGAGACGUGUCUGCUGGACAUCCUGGACACUGCAGGUCAGGAGGAGUACAGCGCCAUGAGGGAUCAGUAUAUGAGGACAGGGGAGGGCUUCCUCUGUGUCUUUGCCAUCAACAACACCAAGUCCUUUGAGGACAUUCACCAUUAUAGAGAACAGAUUAAGCGGGUGAAGGACUCCGAGGACGUCCCCAUGGUGUUGGUGGGGAACAAGUGUGACCUCCCGUCCCGGACAGUGGACACCAAGCAGGCUCAGGACUUAGCACGCAGCUACGGCAUUCCCUUUAUUGAGACCUCAGCCAAAACCAGACAGAGAGUGGAAGAUGCCUUUUACACUCUGGUACGGGAGAUCAGGCUGUACCGGCUCAAUAAGCUCAGCAAGGAAGAAAAGACUCCGCGCUGUGUCAAGCUUAAAAAGUGUGUUGUGAUGUGAAAGGGGGCGUUGAUGAUGCCUUUUACACAUUAGUGCGAGAAAUCCGGAAGCAUAAGGAGAAGAUGAGCAAGGAGGGCAAAAAGAAGAAAAAGAAGUCCAAGACAAAGUGUACACUUAUGUGAAUAAUCACCCCUUUUCAAGACAGACUAAAAAAAAAAACAGAACUAUGUUGAACAGUUAAAGUAAUACAUUUUGUACAUUACACUAAAU